AUGAAGUUCCCCCAGAUCCUUGCAUUGGCUGCUGUUGCCACAGCCGUCAGUCUUCCACGCUCUAAGAGCUCAAUUUCCCCAAUCACAAAUGUAAAUAUCUUUACACCACCCUCCGACUACAACAUCCCACGCACACUCUACCCUCGCAAUGAGCAACUUCCCAAUGGUGAUAUCCUUGCAACAUGGGAAAACUACUCACCAGAGCCGCCUCUGGUCUACUUUCCCAUUUAUCGCUCCAAAGAUCAUGGAAAAACCUGGAAGGAGAUCUCUAAAGUCCAGGAUACUGCGAAUGGAUUUGGACUGCGUUACCAACCGUUCCUUUACUACCUGCCCGAGAAGAUCGGAUCUUUUAAGAAGGGUACUCUGCUGCUAGCGGGUAGUAGUAUCCCGACAGAUCUCUCAUCCACCAACAUUGAUUUGUAUGCAUCCAAUGAUGAUGGCGUGACAUGGAAGUUUGUUAGCCAUAUUGCGGCCGGGGGAGAGGCCGAACCGGUGAAUGGACUGACCCCUGUCUGGGAGCCUUUCCUUCUUGCUCACAAGGGCAAGUUGAUCUGUUAUUACUCCGAUCAGCGAGACAACGCAACCUAUGGGCAGAAGAUGGUACACCAGACCUCGUCUGAUCUGAAGAAUUGGGGUCCUGUUGUUGACGACGUUGCGGAAUCAACCUACACUGACCGACCGGGAAUGCCAGUCGUGACCAAGCUCCCUAACGGCAAAUACUUUUACAUCUAUGAAUACGGCUCCUUCUUCGGUACUUCAAGCUAUUCCUUCCCUUUGUACUACAAGAUCUCCUCCAACCCCGAAGACUUCCUCUCCAUCGAGGGCCAGCGUCUCGUUGUCUCCAGCGGCACUAAGCCGACAUCCUCACCAUACAUCGUUUGGACUAAAUAUGGCGGCAAGAACGGCACCCUCAUUGCCAGCUCCGGUACCCAGAGUUCCAUCUUUAUUAACCAAGCUCUUGGCGAAGGCGAGUGGACUGAGAUCGCGACACCUGAAGAGCACGGCUACACUCGUGCUUUGCGUGUCCUUGAAGAAGAUGGCGGGCGCUACCUGAUGAUUCAUUCCGCAGGAGUCUUGUCAGGCACUGCUAACCGCGUCUCGGAGAGCAUUAUCGAUCUGAAGAAGCUAUUGUAA
Molecule: messenger RNA, 1134 nt
Organism: Penicillium antarcticum
Lineage: Eukaryota; Fungi; Ascomycota; Eurotiomycetes; Eurotiales; Aspergillaceae
Product: sialidase family protein
Exons: 4
Coding region: 1-1134 (377 amino acids)
Source: RefSeq, a predicted model, not a curated record